Molecule: messenger RNA, 8116 nt
Organism: Arabidopsis arenosa
Lineage: Eukaryota; Viridiplantae; Streptophyta; Magnoliopsida; Brassicales; Brassicaceae
Source: the annotation of a GenBank genome assembly
AGAUCCUUCUCUAAUUCUUAUCGCCGGAUCUGCAAAAAAACCACACAUCAAUCAAUGGAACAAGAUCCGAUUCUAUCUCCAUCUCCAUACGAUCUUCUCUUCCAAGCUCUAUCACUAAUCCCAAUUCGUCACUACCUCAUCGCUCUCUUCCUUCUCUGGACCAUCUUCUUCUACAAUUUCCUCGAAUUUCACUUCAUUGGGGACACGAUUCUUCGAUACUUCAGAUGUCGCGUCAAUCUCAUUUAUAAUCCAGAUUCUCCUCUUUAUCACGGUGUUGUUUCACGGUGUCGGAUACUUCACGGCCGAUAUGUGGCGACGCCAUGGUUAGCGAGUCCUCAUAUUCAGACUUGUUUCUUGAAUUUUCAUGGAUUGCCUCCAGUUUUCAGCUAUAGAAGGCAGCUAUUUCUUGCUUCUGAUGGUGGAACGAUUGCAUUGGAUUGGGUUACGAAUUCUGAUGUUCUUGAUGGUGGUUUUCAAAAUCAGAGUGAGAUUACAAAAGAAGAUACAACGCCUAUUGCAGUUGUUAUUCCAGGGUUAACUAGUGAUUCUUCAUCUGCAUAUUUAAAGCAUCUUGCUUACAACACUGCAAAAACAGGUUGGAAUGUUGUUAUUAGCAACCAUAGAGGAUUGGGUGGUGUUUCUGUUACUUCAGAUCGCUUUUAUAAUGCUGGAUGGACAGAGGAUAUACGGGUGGUUCUUGGUUAUCUUCAACAAAAGUACCCGAGAGCUCCUCUCUUUGCUAUUGGAACUAGCAUUGGAGCAAAUGUUCUGGUCAAAUACCUUGGGGAAGAGGGUGAAAGGACUCCUCUGAGGGGUGCUGUAGCUAUUUGCUCUCCAUGGGACCUCUUGAUUGGUGACAGGUUUAUUUGUCGGACGUUGAAACAAAAGCUCUACGACAAAGCUCUCACCAUCGGACUCCAAGGUUAUGCCCAAUUGCAUGAACCUCAGUUUUUACGGCUUGCUAAUUGGGAAGGCAUCAAAAAGUCACGUUCCAUCCGCGAUUUUGACAACCAUGCUACCUGUCUAGUUGGAAAAUUCGAGACUGUGGAUACGUAUUACCGAAAAUCGAGCAGUACUCAAUAUGUAGGAAAUGUGGCAGUGCCGCUACUCUGUAUAAGUGCUUUAGAUGAUCCAUUAUGCACAAAGGAAGCUAUUCCCUGGGACGAAUGCAGGGCAAACAAAAACAUUGUCUUGGCUACAACAAAUCACGGGGGACAUCUAGCGUUCUUCGAAGGAUUAACUGGAUCUAGCUUAUGGUGGGUUCGAGCCACCAACGAGUUUCUUGGCGCCCUUAGCUGCAGUCGUUAUAUGCAUAUACAGAAAAUUGAAGAUAAAAGAAGCUUAGGAUCAGGGAAACAAGAGCCUUCGAUAAACCAAGGCCCGUACUUAAACAUUGCAGAAGACGGGUUGGUGGCAGCAGUCAAGUACGAGCAAGACACCAAUAAGACCAUAUCGAAGCAGAGAAGACCAAAGCCUGAGGAAGAUGUAACAAAGAGAAGCUUUAAGGAGCUGUGUAGGCAGACAAACCGGUCGACAAUGGAAGAAAUAAGAUCGGCGAUGGAGAAGCAAAUGGAUCUCGUAGCGGAUCUGGUUGAGAAACUCUCCGGAGAGCUCCGAACGGGGUUCCAACCUGCUUACGAUAAUUUUCUUGGGUUUUUCCACGCCAUUGAUUGGAAGGAACCUUGGAUUAUGGGUUUAAUGGCGUUUCAUGCUUUGUUGCUACUGGUGACUCUUCUUUCUAGAAGGCAUCUCAACUUUCAUAUGUUUCUCUUCUUAUUGGCUUUGGCUGGGGUAUACUUUGCAGAGAAUCUCAACCGGGAGUUGAGAAAAAACUGGAAGAGCUUCUCAACUCAAAACUACUUUGACUCGCAAGGAGUCUUCCUAUCGGUUCUCUGGUCUGGACCACUUUUGGUCAUUGCAAUGAUAAUCCUGAUAAACACACUGUUUUCGCUUUGCUACCUAAUCGUAAAGUGGAAAAGAGCUGAGCUCAGGCAUCGCGCAAGGCUUGCUCACGUAGCCAUGGAGGAGGAGCAACGAGUUCCGGAGAAGACGAUCCCCGUGUUCACCGUUCUGAAAAACGGCGCGAUUCUCAAGAAUAUCUUCGUUGUGAACAGUCGCGAUUUCUCGUCGCCGGAGAGAAUCGGUUCCACUGUAAGCGAUGAUGACGACGAAGUAGAGGAGAUUCUCGUCGUCGGUCGUCAUCCAGAUUGUGAUAUUCUUCUUACGCACCCUAGCAUUAGCAGAUUCCAUUUAGAAAUCCGUUCGAUCUCUUCUCGUCAGAAACUCUCCGUCACGGAUCUAUCCUCAGUGCAUGGGACUUGGGUUAGGGAUCUGAGAGUAGAGCCACAUACUUGUAUGGAGGUUGAAGAAGGUGAUACGAUUAGGAUUGGUGGUUCAACAAGGAUCUAUAGGCUUCACUGGAUUCCUUUGAGCCGUGCGUAUGAUAUUGACAAUCCCUUUGUUUCACCACUUGAUGCGUCUACGGUGAUGGAGCAAGAAGAAGAGAAUAGAAUGAUUGAAGCAGAGAAUCUAGAGGUACCACAACAUCAGUCACUAGAGAAUACUGCAUCAGGUGAUGAUGGGGAUAUACAUCUGGAUGUGACUUCAGAAGGAACUGGAUCAUCAGUCCUUAGUGAGAAUGAGGAUGAGGAUACGUAUGUUACGACAAGGGAGAUGUCGUUGCCACUUGCGUCUCCAAGUGUUUUGACUCUAGCUGGAGAUUCUGUCAAGACACAAAAGAUGCAAUUCGAUGAAGAUUUGCAGACUUCGGCAAAGUUGGACUUAGCUGUUAUAGAAGCUGUAGAAGGGAAGCUAAGUAGCAGCUGUGGCUCAAGUAAGCAGCAGAGUGGUGGCUACGUGGAGGGAUUAGGUUGUUCUGAACUUUUUGUUGCUGCAGGGGCCCAUGAAUGCGAUGUCAGAGGAGAUGGAAGUUUGCAUCUGAAUGUGAUAUCAGAGAGGAUGGAACCAUCAGUGCCUAAUAUGACUGAAGCAGAAAAUCUAGAGGUUGCACAUCAGUCACUAGCGAAUACUGCAUUAGGUGAUGAUGGAGAUCUACGUCUGGAUGUGACGUCAGAAGGACCUGUAUCAUCAGUCCUUAGUGAAGAUGAGGAUAUAUAUAUUACGACAAGGGAGAUUUCGGUUCCACUUGCAUCUCCAAAUGUUUUGACACUGGUUAGAAAUUCUGUCAAGAUGCAAAAGCUACAAUUCAAUGAAGAUUUGCAGCCAUCAACAAUGUGGGACUUAGAUGUUGUAGAAGCUGCAGCAGAGAAGCCAAGUAGCAGCUGUGUCCUAGGUAAGCAGCAGAGUGGUGGCUACGUGGAAGGAUUAGGUUAUUCUGAACGUUUUGUAGCUGCAGAGGCUGAUGAAUGUGAUUUCAGAGUCAGAGGAGAUGGAGGUUUUCAUCUGAAUGUGAUGUCAGAGAGGAUAGAAUCAUCAGUGUCUAAUGAGGAGGAGGAUCCCUUUCUAGCGGAAAAGGAGACUACAUCGCUUCCACUCUCAACAGAUUCCAUUAAUCCAGAAACACUAUGGCUCACGGAAGAUGUUCAGGCUUCACCAGAGUUUUCCACAAGUAUUUUAGAAGCAAACGCCGAAAAUCUUAGUGGCGGCUGCUCCCCAAGUAAGGAGCAGAUUGAUGGCUGCUUUGAAGCCUCAGGUUGUUCUGCAUGUGAGUUGGCUGCAGAGGUUGAGAUUCUGAGCCUUCAUCGAGAAGUCAGUGAAGAAACUGAGUUUGUCACAAAGGAAGUAAUGGGAGUAUCUGCUGAACCACUAGCUAAAGCUGAUAUUCUGAGUCAAGAAGAAAAUGGAGAAACUAAGGGCUCAAGACAAGUUAUUGAAGUAUCCCCCAAUUCAUUCUCUCAAGCUGAGCCAACUUUAGAAACUUUAACUGGAAAAGCCCAAGGCCUAGUAGGUUCUGAAUUCCUGAGUGGAGUUGCAGUAGAGACUGAAAGUGAGAACCUACUACAUCAAAAGAGCAUUGGAGAAACAAAGGCUAAAAUUCGGAGUCACGGUGACUAUAAAGAAACUGAGUGCUCAUGUCCAGUUAUUGCAGUAUCUCCCAGUUCCGUCUCUCAACCUGAGCCAACUUUGGAAAUUUUAACUGAUGAAGCUCGAUGCCUCCUAGGUUCUGAAUUCCUAAGUGAAGUGGCAGUAGAGACUGAAAUUGAGAACCUACUACAUCAAAAAAGCAACGGAGAAACAAAGGCUGAUAUUCAGAGUCACGAAGACUAUGGAGAAAUUGAUAUCUCAAGGCAUGUUAUUACAGUAUCUCCCAAUUCCUUCUCUCAAGCUGAACAAACUUUAGAAACUGAGGUUUCAAGGCAGGAAGCCCGAGGCCUCGUAGGUUCUGAUUUUGGAUUCCAGAGUGAAGUUGCCAUCAAGACGGAAUAUGAGAACUUACUAAAUCAAAAAAGCAAUGGAGAAACCAAAGUUAGUUCAAGGCAAGCCAGUGCACUAGCUGAUUGUUUGUCCACUGGAAAAGAUCGUCUUUCAAGUAUCAGUACAGAAGAUAUCCAAAGUCUAUGCUCGAGUUGGCAGCCGCUUUCCGAGAGUGUAGCCGGGGCACCAUCUGAGAUCAGGAGUGAUGUGACUCCUGCAAGAGACCAGAAUCAAAAAUCAGGAAUGACCAGUGAGCCUGAAAAGAUAUUUGAUGAUGGGAGCAGCUCGUGCCUUUCUGAGGACCUUAAACAGAGAGAUACACAAAGUUUCUUGUCAACACCAAAUCAGAAACUCAAUGCAGAAUUGUUAAUUGGCUCUGGGAGAUCUGAAAAAUAUUACAGCCUAAGCGAAAUAGAGGGCGAAGAAAAUACUGACAUUGGAAGACUGUCUAGGUGUCCAAUUCCUUCGGCCUUGGCUGCAGAAUCAUUUGAGGAUACGAAACCGAUUGAAGAACUGUCUUCUGAUGAUACUGGAAGUCAAAAAAACCAGACCCCGCAAACACAUGCUGUUAAAGAUGAUGUACUGUCUGAGAUGGAUAGCUCAAGCACAUGCAACAUUUGGUCUAGGAGGGGAAAACCUGCUUCUGUUCUUCAGAUAAGGACCAACAAGAGUCAAGGAAAGCAAAAACAAAUUGGGAGACAACCAAAAGACAAGUUGCAUAGAAAACAGGCUCUAAGUGAAAAGUCUAUUUCUCUGACUGUUUAUCAUGGUGCAGAGAAUCUUGAACCAGAGAUCUUUACUCCUGACAAGGAGAAUCUCACCCCAAAUUCUCAUAUGUUGAGAAGAUUACAAGAUAUUGGUGACGUGAAAGAUAGCAAGAGCUCUUCAAAGCUUUCUGGAAAAUCAUGCUCGUCACUGGUUCAUUCCAGUAUUGCUAUUCUUGCUUCAGAGGCCUUCACAGAACCAGAAAUCUUUACCCCAGAUAAGGAGAAUCUUACCCCAAACUCUCAUAUGCUGAAACGUUUGCAAGAAUUUGGUGAUAUUAAGGAUACAAAAGGCUCCUCAUCUAAAGCAACACGUAAACCAUUCUUUGAUAUUCAUUUGGAAGAAAACGUGAUGGCAGAACAGAAACCAGAAGAUCUACACAGCAUGAGCAGCAAAUUAAAGGUGAAGCAUGAGCCCCUGGCACCGAAGAAGAAAGCUGAGCGGGCGCCUUUUCAACCUCUACUUGAAAAAUCUUCGUCCCAAAGUCAGUCAUACACUGAGGCUUCUUCUACUGCAUCAGCAAGGAACAACAUUUCUAGGGGCGUUCGUUCUUCUUCUAUCCUUUCUGAUGGAAAGAGCAAGAUGAAGUGGACCAUUGUUGUGGAUACUUCUUCACUCCUCGACAAGGAGUCUAGGAAGCCACUGCACUUACUACAAGGUCUCAAGGGGACACAUCUGGUUUUACCAAGAACAGUUUUAAGGGAAGUAAAUGAGGUGAAGCGCAGUCGCAGUUUUCUCUUCAGAAGAAGAACAGAGAUGGCUUCGUCAGCUCUGGACUGGAUCGAAGAGUGUAAGGUUAAUACAAAAUGGUGGAUUCAAGUCCAGAGCCCAUCAGAGGAAACCAAAGCAACUGCACCAACCCCACCAGUCACUCCUCAGUCAAAUGGCUCAGCAUUCCCAUUUUCACUUCACUGGAAUAACUAUGCACCAGAGAUCGAUUCUCCUACAUCAGAAGAUCAAGUUCUAGAAUGUGCUCUUCUUUAUCGAAACCGUAACCGUGACGAAAAACUCGUUCUUCUUAGCAACGAUGUAACUCUCAAGAUCAAAGCCAUGGCAGAGGGUGUGAUUUGCGAGACGCCACAAGAGUUCUACGAGAGUUUGGUUAAUCCGUUCUCCGAGAGGUUUAUGUGGACAGAGAGCACAGCGAGAGGACGAACUUGGAGCCAUCUAGACGAUGUCGUCUUGAGAGAAAGGUUGAAUCUCAAUCGCGAUUCCCAAUUGGGGAAUCUUUCGUCCUCUUGUUGUUCUAUGGCUAUAUGGCGUAUAAUCAAUCGUUCGUGCCUCAAAUACGCAACAAACCAGUUAACCAGAAACUACUACACUCAAGUUUGUCUUGCUACUACUCAUGUCGUGAAACAGACAACAAAGUUGUCUUCUUUUGACAUCCUCAAUUCAGAUAUCUGUACGAGACCUUCUAAUAUCUUCCAAAAUCUCAGAUUCCUUGCCACUUCAGCUCAGACAAGGAAGAAGGAAGCGGAAGUUGACUCUGAUGGUCCACGUCUCAAUGAGAAGAUUACUGGCGAUUAUGUUAGAUUAGUUUCCGAGGAAGGACACUGUGUUGUAUCUCUGAGAGAAGCUCUCAGACGGGCUAAGGAGCUCGAGUGUGACUUAGUUGAGGUGCAGAGAGAUGCUAAGCCACCUGUGUGUAAAAUUGUAAAAUACUCGUUGGAGCAAUACAAAAAGGCUAAAGUAGGAAAAGAGCGUGCUAAGGCCAAGCGGGCUGAAGCUAUUCGACCUGAAGUCAAGGAAAUUCGAUUUACUCCAAAAAUUGAGGCUAAGGACCUAAAGUUUAAAUCUGAUCAAGCAUUGAAGCUGAUGGAAAGUGGAUAUCGUGUAAAGUGCAAUGCAGUGCCUGACAAGGACAAGCAUAAGGAACUUGAACCAGAAAAGCUGCUUGAGUUAUUAUUUCGCUUCACUUGUUAUAUUGGGGAUGCACUUGUGGAAUUUGGGCCAGAGGCAGAUAGAAAAAGCGCAGUUGUGAUUGUUAGACACGCCAAGUUUGGCCCACCCAAGAAAGGAGGGGUGAAAAAGUUGAAGGAUAUUGACAUAAAAUCUGCAAGAGUGAAAGAAGAAAAGUCUGAUAGCUCGGAGGCCGGAGAGUCUACUGUUGAUGAUCAUGGAGAUAUAGAGAAGUGUGAACCUGGUUUCAGUGUUGAUCAGGCUCAACCAGUUCAGGUCCAGAACACGUACGCAAAAAGAGAACCUGGCAGUGAGUUUUCAGGAGGUAGAGAUGCAAGCCGGUUUGAACCUCGGUCUCCAAACCAGCAUGUAAACCCACAACGUCCUCGGUUUCAAGCUCCAAAUCAACAACCUACUGGGCGGAUUGAUCCUCAGUCUCCAAACCAGCCUCCAAGUGCACCAAGGCCUCAGUUCCCAAACCAACAACCUACAGGGCGGUUUGAUCCUCAGUUUCCAAACCAGCCUCCAGGUCCACCACGGCGUCAGUUCCCAGACCAAGCUCCAAAUCAGCAACCUACAGGGCGGUUUAAUCCUCAGUUUCCAAACAAGUCUCCAAGUCCACCACAGUCUCCGUUCCCAGACCAAGCUCCAAAUCAGCAACCCUCUGGGCCAUCUCCAAACCGCCACAUAGACCGGCAAGGUCCUCCACCUCGAUUUCAAAACCAAGCUCCAAAUCAACAACCUACUGGCCGGUUUGAACCUCAGCCACCAAACCCACCCCGAGCUCCACCACGUCCACAAACCCGGUUGCCAAACGAUACUCCACCUACGGCCCCUGGAAGAUCUGGUGGCCCGGCAUCAAGUUAUGGGAUUUUCAGCACCCCAAAAACGAAGUAGAACAACCAAUUUAUUAAACCCAUAGAGUUGCAAAAUUUUUCUGAUACUUUACUUGGGAGAUUUGUUCAUGGCUCAUUAUUUUAUGUGUAACUAAUAAUAGUCCAUGCAUACACAUACACUUGUAACCCUCAUUCAAGUUUUGUUUAGUCAGCACCACUCUCAAUAAUCUAUGAACAACAAG